Molecule: messenger RNA, 969 nt
Organism: Botrytis fragariae
Lineage: Eukaryota; Fungi; Ascomycota; Leotiomycetes; Helotiales; Sclerotiniaceae
Product: putative protein kinase-like domain protein
Exons: 1
Coding region: 1-969 (322 amino acids)
Source: RefSeq, a predicted model, not a curated record
AUGGGUAAUCCAGCUGACAGUAUGAAGUCGACACCCCGUAUCAACGAACAAUCACGACUCCCAAAGCUCCCAAUUUUCAACGAUGCAGACGUCGUUCGCCGGUUAGAAACCUGGAAUGUUCGGUAUGAUUUCACACCCACAAUGUUCAGGAAAACAUCACGGCUUCCAUGGGUCUAUAUGGAUUUAGAAGAUCGUCCAAUUGAGUGCAAGAGAUUAUUCAAUCACGACCGCAUCAACAAUGAAGUCAACGCUUUGAAACUUGUUUCACAGAAAACUACAAUUCCCGUUCCGCGUCUUCUCGAUUAUGGUGUUAAUCCAGACGGUACACGAUAUCUUGUGACGGAACUCAUCGAUGGCGUUAAUCUUGACAAAUUGCGUGCAUUAGGCUGUCGGAUAACAACUGGCCAAAAACAUACGGAAGAAGCUUCUUGCGAUACUUGUGUGUGUAGAGCAUAUGCUAAUGCAAUCAACUUCGUAGAAAAUACUGUAUUACCACAGCUUUCCACUAUGAAAUCUCACACAAGAGGUAUUGUCGGCUUUGUUAUGCCUCCUGCUUGGCUACCUAUCGAUACGCAAAAGCCAUGGAAAGGAAGAAAAGGACCGUGGAAAACUCUCCCACUCGCAACUCCCGAAUACGUGUUUCAGCAUGGAGAUCUAGCAGCCCAUAAUCUUCUCAUAGACAUGGAAACUCUCCAACCUAAAGCUUUGAUUGAUUGGGAAUUUGCGGGCUAUUACCCCCCCGGAAUGGAUCUGUGGUCUGGAACAUUGGAUUUCCGUACAUAUGUUCGUUCUGCCAGAGGUGAUAAUAUGGCGGAGUUGAUUAGGAAAUAUAUUCCCGAGGACUUUUUGGAGGCUUGUAGUCAAUUGGAGGAUAAAGAGAAUUUUGACUUGUUAGUUAGAUCGGGAUAUUUUCCGGAUCCUGAGGAGUUGAGAGCAUCUACAUCAACGCCGGUCAUCCAGAAAAACUAA